UAAAAGAUUGUGCGCGAGAGUACAAACUCGACGUUGGAGGGAGGGGGCGGGAGGGCGAGGCGUGACCAGGGCACCGUAAAUACUCGUUCACACGAGCGAGUCGACACAAUCCCUACUUCAGAUCAGAGAAACCAAUACUCCAUAACCAUAGUCCAAAACCAAAGCUAAAGCCAUGUGGAGAAGACUCUCUACACAGCUCCACCGCUUCUUCGCCGCCGCCGCCAACAUCUCUUCUCCCUGGCGGUCUCCGUCGCCGUUUCGGCCAUCCACCAUACUCUAUUCUCGCUCCGUCGCUUCCAAUUACGGUACAAAGGCAGCUGGAUCCUUUAACCACCAUGGGAUACAAUACUCAACUACUGUUCCAAAUGAUCCGGACAUACACAAGGACUUCAGACCCACUAAUAAGCUUGAGAGUUCUGGCCUUUCUUUGAAGGAUAUUGUAGAGCAGGAUGUCAAGGACAACCCAGUGAUGCUUUACAUGAAAGGGGUGCCUGAUCUUCCCCGAUGUGGAUUCAGCUCACUAUCUGUAAGAGUGUUGAAGGAAUAUAAUGUUCAUUUGAGUGCCAGAAACAUAUUGGAAGGUCCUGAGCUUAAGAAUGCUGCCAAAGCAUACAGGUAACUUGGUGCUUAGUAUUAUACUAUUUAGACCACUCAUUUAGCAUUGGUAUACAUCUACAGAGCAUUAAGAGCUUCUUGCUCAUAUACAAGGCACCCUCCCAUUGGCACUUCUUAGUAACACAAGAUGUACUCAAAUUACGGUGAUAAUUAACAUUUGUUGUACCUGAAUAUCCUUCACCUUGUGGUUGGCCUUACUGGCACCAUAUCAUCUCCAACUCAAACAAGGGAUUGUCGAGUGGCAAUCCGUACUGGUGCGUGUCAUCGUCCAAAAUAAACUAUUGGGGUUGUGAGUCUAGCUUAAGCAGGGGCAUAGAAACCACCAAGUAUGUUAUCUUGGCUAGCUAACAUGCUCAAUGCCUUAGCUUUUAGCCAUGGCACCACAAGAUGAACCAAGAUAGGGCAUCCCAAGGCGUGGCCAGAGCACCACAUAAUUGUGUCGAGAUUUCGAGGCAUCCCUGCUCGACUAACUGUGCUCGGUAGCAACAUGGCUCUGUAUCCCAUUUGGCUUGACUGAGGGGUCCUCUGCUAGACCGUGACCCUACUAUGUCUCGUCUCCUCUUUCUCUGUAAAGCUGUCUCCUACUGAUCAAGACAUCUCCAACACCAUCAUCCAAUACCUUGAUGACCUAAGUUCAGUGUUAGGCCUUGGGAUCUUUGCUUGGGGCAUCAUUGGAGGUAUGUGGCUUAGAGGCUAGAGUUAGGGAUUCAUUUUGGUGCCUUCCCAUCCCCAUACCUCGAGGGUGUUUGCACCUUGAUCAGUCUUAGAGAGACAGGUGCUCUAAUCAAGACAUGAUAUUUUGGAAAUUGUAUCAUAUGUAACAUUGAAGCCCCCCGUCAUGCCUACAUUGUUGCUCUUAUGAUACAAAUCUCGAGAUUUGAUCUUAGUAGGAAUGGCAACGGGCCGGGCCGGGGCCGGGGAUCACACUCCCCGUCCCUGAUCCCCGAAGAUACAAAUGUCCCCGUCCCCGCCUCCGAUCCCUGGCGGGGAACCCAUCACCGCCCCCGCCCCCUAACGGGGAUCGGGUUUCCCCGACCCUGAACAACCCCCGGCCAUUUUUUUUUUUUUUUUAGAAAACUGCUUUGAAGCUGGAGGAUAAAAAAGAAGAAGAUCAACAUGGAGAAAGAAAGAGAUCAACACCAACAGAUCAUCAUCAUCAUGUAUCAUCAUCAACAACAGAUAAAAAAAAAAAAAAAAAAAAAAAACACCAAAAAAAAAAAAAAA
Messenger RNA from Camellia sinensis, 1839 nucleotides. NCBI's taxonomy places the organism in Eukaryota, Viridiplantae, Streptophyta, Magnoliopsida, Ericales, Theaceae. The record is from RefSeq and is a predicted model, not a curated record.